AUGCCUUCAACGGAGAAGAUAUAUGGCGCCCAACCACAUUUGCCACCCGCAUCGGGCAACUUGGCGGCCGAAAAUGAACAUGAACAUGAACAUGAACACGAACAACCCAAAAAAAGAAUCAACGGUGGCCUUGAUGCGUGGUUAAAUGUCCUUGCUGGCUUCUGUGUUUUCGUGAACUCUUGGGGCCUGCUAACGACAUAUGGCGCCUUUCAAGAGUAUUACCAGACAGAACUUCUACCAAAUGAGACACCAUCUACGAUCUCAUGGGUGGGAAGUAUUCAAGCAACUCUAAUCCCAAUGGUUGGUCUUGCUACGGGGCCAUUGGUUGAUGUCGGAUAUCUGCGCCCUCUAAUUAUAUCCGGAAGUUUCCUGACUGUAUUCGGAAUGAUGAUGACCAGUCUCGCUACUUCGUACUAUCAGGUAUUGCUGGCGCAAGGAUUCUGCGUCGGAAUGGGAGGCGGCAUUUCCUACAUCCCAGCCCUCGUCGUGAUCUCCACAAGUUUCACCACAAAACGACCAAUAGCCAUCGGCUGCGCAUCAAUUGGGUCCAGCGUUGGGGCUGUAAUUUUCCCAGUCAUGUUCCGACAACUCCAGCCCAGGAUCGGGUUCCCAUGGGCAGUCCGUUGCAUCGGCUUCAUCAGCCUAUUCCUUGCUAUUAUAUCAUGUCUAAUCUUAUGUCGGCAACCGGGCCAAAGGGCCCAUGCAAGAAGCCUUAUCGACUGGAGGGCCUUCCGUGAGCCCUCGUUUAUGAUGUUCUCGCUAUCGCUUACGUGUGUGAUGCUCGCCUACUAUGUACCCAUUUUCUAUAUCGCCUCCUAUGCCCGCACGGUGGUGCAUACCACUACCGAUUUCAGUUUUUAUAUGGUUGCUAUUGUCAACGGCACGUCGGUUAUUGGUCGUGUUGUUCCGUAUCUGCUUGUCGCAUAUAUCAAGCCUAUUGGGAUCCUGAUAUUUUCCGUGACUGCGUCGGCCAUUGCUAUGUUCACUUGGAUUGCAGCUACCGAUAUGGCUGGUUUUAUUGUCUGGGCAUGUUACUGGGGAGCUCUCAGCGGUGUUUUGGUUACGGCGCCGACUUCCAUUGUGGCACAUCCGGUUUUCUGUCAGGACUCGAGCUUUUUGGGGACUCGUUUGGGCAUGAUGUGGGGGAUAUCGUCUCUCGGGGCGCUUGCUGGAACUCCCAUUGCAGGAGCUUUGGUAAAUCUUGAUACCGCAGACUUUUUGCAUGCUCAGGUCUUUGCGGGAUGCAUGAUGGUUGGCGCUGUCUUGUUGCAGGUUUGGCCAACUUUCAAAGUGGUUCGGUAUGAUCUAGAGCACCCUCGUAAGAAAUGA
Penicillium expansum is the source of this 1329-nucleotide messenger RNA. Its product is annotated as putative MFS monocarboxylate transporter. Gene Ontology annotation, cellular component: fungal-type vacuole membrane. NCBI's taxonomy places the organism in Eukaryota, Fungi, Ascomycota, Eurotiomycetes, Eurotiales, Aspergillaceae. The record is from RefSeq and is a predicted model, not a curated record. Gene Ontology annotation, biological process: transmembrane transport. The coding region runs from base 1 to 1329 and encodes 442 amino acids. The transcript has 3 exons. Gene Ontology annotation, molecular function: transmembrane transporter activity.